AUGUCUGAAGCUCGCAAUCGCUGGGGUCUCGCUUGCACCAACGGAGGGCAGUUCUACAUCUGCGAGGAUGACGAUACCCAAUUCGUAGGCUGCUGUGUUAACGACCCUUGCGGGAAGAACAACGGCACCUGUCCAGAUGGCGAUUUGCGCGCCACGACUUUCAACCCUGACACUUACUCCGAACUUCCAUCACAAGACUGUGACAACUCCCAAGGCGUCGACAACUGGUACACAUGUGCCUUUACCAACCCGCCUUUCCUUGGAUGCUGCAGCCAGAAUGCCUGCACGUCGGGUUGCCCAAGAGACAGACUAGUCCCAGCUAAACUGUCGGAGAUUGAGAAUAACAGACUGGAUUUCCUUCAUCCCAGGGGUGAAAAGACUACGAGUAGCGCUUCCGAGACGGCUUCCGCCACGGCUUCAAGUACAUCUGCUGCUAGUGCUGACGAUGAUGAAGGAUUGAGCACAGGAGCUACCGCUGGCAUCGCUGUGGGCGCUUCCGUUGGUGGAUUGUUUGUACUGGCUCUGCUGGCCUGGCUCUUCUGGUUGAGGCCCCGACAGAAGAAGAAGAAUGAGAAGGCGCUUCAAGCAGCUUCAACUGCACCAGCACUUGGUCCAGCAGGAAGUGAUCAUCCACAGUCACCCAUGAGUGGUCCCAUCCACCAAGGCACAUUCGCUGCUCAUUCUCCGAUGAGUGGUUACCAACAAUCAUUCAACUCGACACCCACGGUCAUGAAUCCACAUUAUAGCGGUGUUUCAUCGAACGAUCAGUUCCAGAAGUACUCGUCCCAAUUCUCUCAGUCCGAAAGACCUCAGUCAUACGCGCAAUUCUCAGAUCACGGGAGCUAUGCAAACAGUCCUGGUCUUCCGCCGUACCAGCAACCGUACCAGCAACCGCAGAUGGUUCCUGUUCAGGAAAUGGAUGGGACUGCAAUGGCUCGCCAAGAGAUGAGCGCUGGUCCAGAGCAUCAUGUACAGCGCAAUCCAAGUAUCGGUCCCGAGAUAUUGAACGUGCAACAGCCACAGCAGGAAUCGAAAUGA
Molecule: messenger RNA, 1038 nt
Organism: Fusarium venenatum
Lineage: Eukaryota; Fungi; Ascomycota; Sordariomycetes; Hypocreales; Nectriaceae
Source: RefSeq, a predicted model, not a curated record